Molecule: messenger RNA, 912 nt
Organism: Lactuca virosa
Lineage: Eukaryota; Viridiplantae; Streptophyta; Magnoliopsida; Asterales; Asteraceae
Source: the annotation of a GenBank genome assembly
AUCAAUUAAUGUAGAAGCAGAGUUGACGAAGAAACAAUCGCCCCGACCAUAAACACCCCUAUUUCCUCGUUUUUUCACACCCAUUUUUUCUUCAAUCCCAACUGCAAACCACAGGAUUCAACACGCUUCUGUGAAUGAAGAUCAACACCGACGAAGACCACGGGAGUGCAGGGACGACGACCGGCUCUGUGUCAUCGCCGGGUAAUCUUCUCUUCAGUCCUUCUUCACUCCUAGAUGCCUCGUACGAACACUCCAAUUUCUCUACUACGGGGACUGAAGAUGGAGAUCUGGAGAAAAGCUGUCGAACUAAGAAACAUCCCCGCAGAAAAACCAGUAGCUUCGCGUACAGAGUUCGAGAUCACGUGAAGAUGGGGCCAAAAUUUUCAGAAACAGUGAAGGGGAAGCUAAGAUUAGGAGCCAAAAUCAUACAAAAAGGAGGAAGAGAAAACAUAUUCAAGGAAGUAUUUGGGGAAAUCGAAGGAGAGAAGUUGUUGAAAGCUUCUCAAUGUUACUUAUCAACCACCGCAGGUCCAAUCGCUGGAAUACUCUUCAUCUCCACUCAAAAGAUAGCUUUCUACAGCGACAGAUCCAUCGCAUUGCCUUCACCAAAUGGCGACCCCAUUCGAAAGCCUUACAAGGUAUUGAUUCCAGUGAACAAGAUUAAAGAAGCGAAUGAGAGUGAGAACGUGGAGAACCCUGCACAAAAGUACAUACAAAUGGUGACAGAUGAUGACUUUGAAUUUUGGUUUAUGGGUUUUGUACGUUUUGAGAAAGCAUUUCGUAAUCUUAAAAAGGCUCUUUCUUUUGUUGCAAAGUGAUAGAAACUUUGUUUGAUGAGGAUAGUUGCUUUGUACAAAUAUGUGUUUAGCUUGUUUUUUGUAUGCAUUUUUACUUUUUAGUAUUUAUAUGCUG